AUGGCCGUACUGUUGCUGUUAAUGAUGAUGCUUGGAGCUGGAGAGAUGAAGUCUUUCAGUGCAGACACCGCCAACAAUGUUGUUAGAAGAAGCUCGACUUGCUACGGCACCCUGGGAUGUUUCAACACUGAUGCUCCUUUUACUUCACCGGAGAGACCGCUUUCUGUAGUGCCGGAGUCGCCAGAUGUCGUUCAAACCGACUUCCUGCUCUACACACGAACCUAUAAGACAUCCCCACAAGGGCUGGACGCCAGACACCUGCAGGAUCUUGCCACAGCUUGGACCCACUUUGGAGCCCGACCCACCAAGUUUAUCACACAUGGGUUUUUGAAUAACCCAGAAACCAAUCCAUGGUUAACGGACAUGAAGGAUGCACUGCUGCAGCACGGCGACUACAACGUGGUGAUCAUCAACUGGGCUGGAGGCAACGGACCGCCCUACUCGCAAGCCGCAGCCAAUGCCCGACUGGUCGGAGCUCAGACAGCACAGCUGAUCUCUCAGCUCAUAAGCAGUAAAGGUGUUGCAGCCGCGGAUUUCCACAUCAUAGGUCACAGCCUGGGUGCUCACGUAGCCGGGUACGCUGGGGAGAAGAUACCCGACCUGGGCAGGAUCACCGGUCUGGACCCCGCCGGGCCAUAUUUUGAGAACACCGACAAGUCAGUGAGACUGGAUCCAUCUGAUGCUCUCUUCGUGGAUGUAGUUCACACUGAUGGCAAAAACUUACUGGACCUGGGUUUCGGCAUGAAAGAACAAGUGGGCCACUUAGACUUUUACCCAAACCUUGGUCACGACCAGCCAGGCUGCACUCGAUCUCCGAUCGCUCAGAUUUAUGAAAAUGGCUUUACCCAGGGUCUGAAGGAAGUGGUUGCCUGCAAUCACCUGAGAUCCAUCAAGUUCUACACCGAGAGCAUCAACACCCAGUGCCCCUUCAUGGCUUUCCCGUGUGACAGCGAGGAGGACUUUGCCGCCGGUAAAUGCCGAGCCUGUACUGCUGAUGGAUGCGCGGCUAUGGGAUUCAACGCUGACAAUCACAAGCCCAGAAACGGAGGACAGACCAAGUAUUUUCUGACUACCGCUGCGCAUGCGCCAUUCUGUGAAUAUCACCUUGACCUGACUGUGACCUUCGCCGCAAACAAAGGGUCAGAGGAGCGCGGUAGCUUCCAAGUGACCUUUCAUGGGACUCAAGGAAGCAGCAGCCCGAUCGCCGUGGUCGACCCCGAUGAUCCAGUGAUCCUAACUCCAGGCACCAGUUACAAGUUCUUCGUGGGAGCACCCACCAACAUAGGGACCAUCCAGUCGCUUUCCUUCACUUGGGACCACGACUCCUCUUUGUUGAACCCGUCCUCGUGGAACAUCCUAGGGCUCAGCCACCCGACACUCUUCCUGGAUAAAGUGGAGAUCUUCAGCGAAGAGACCAAUGUCAGCACCCGGUUCUGUGUGAGUGGGCGGGGCGUGGAGACAGACACUACACUGAACAUUUCCACAAAGUGCUGA
Candidula unifasciata is the source of this 1494-nucleotide messenger RNA. NCBI's taxonomy places the organism in Eukaryota, Metazoa, Mollusca, Gastropoda, Stylommatophora, Geomitridae. The record is from the annotation of a GenBank genome assembly.